Cydia splendana is the source of this 2869-nucleotide messenger RNA. It is a transcript of the gene FucTA, whose product is annotated as glycoprotein 3-alpha-L-fucosyltransferase A-like. Bases 423 to 1802 code for a protein of 459 amino acids. The transcript has 9 exons. Lineage: Eukaryota; Metazoa; Arthropoda; Insecta; Lepidoptera; Tortricidae. Gene Ontology annotation, cellular component: membrane. The record is from RefSeq and is a predicted model, not a curated record. Gene Ontology annotation, molecular function: fucosyltransferase activity.
GCAGGCGGCGGCCGAGGCCGUGGUGCGGCAGCCUGCGCGCGCAGCCCUGCCGACGUAGUCGCCGCGCGGCCCGAGCUGUCGCACCUUCAACCAACCAAUAGUCCGACCGAACUCGGCACGAGCGCGCGCCGCCGUAUCCUUAUCGACGCGCAAACGUGAUAAACCUCUACGGGUGAUACCCGGACCCUCAACAGUGCCGCACAUUUUGUUUGUGAACAAUAUUUUACAGAAAUAAUCACUAAAGAAGCCAGAACCCAGAGCGCCGAUCUAAUACAAUUUACAUUAUCAGUGGCUGAAAUAGCAGAAGCGUACAAUCAUAUGUCACAAGGGUCAUGGCGAUAAUGGACGCAAGGGGGCGGAUACCACAUCUAUAGGCAUGGCAGACUGCAGUGUAGAGAGUGGCGGUUAAAGCAGCGGGCACAAUGUGGGCGCGAGUGUCGCGGGCGCUGCGGCGUGUGGCGCUCCUGCUGCCGCUGGCGUUGACGGCGCUGGCGCUGAUGCUUUUGCCGCGACCGCCGCCCAUCACACCUACUCGCCUGCACUCCGCUCCCGCUCAGUCGUCGCCGUUGCGCGAGGAAACACAUCUCCAGAACGCGUUGAAUGACAUCGCGGAAAGUGAGGAAAAUAGCGCGGAUGCGGACGACGUCUCAGACGUGGCGCACCGGCCGUGGUUCAUGAAGGGUGGCGAGCAGCGGCCGUGGCAGACCGACGCGCACAACACUAAGCUGUUCCCCGAGGAUGCGCCGGGCGAAGACAGGAUGGUCGAACAGCUAAUGUACACGUUACCAAAAGACGAGGAGGUGCCGAUAAAGAAGAUCUUGCUCGCGAACGGGCUGGGCGCGUGGGGCGUGUCGAGCGGCCGCACGGAGUUCCUGCGCAACAAGUGCCCGGUGGACCGCUGCACGCUGUCGGCUGACGCUCGCGACGCGGGCUCCGCUGAUGCCAUCCUCUUCAAGGAUCAUCACACACCUUUUAACGUCAAACGCCCGCCUAACCAGAUCUGGAUCCUGUAUUACCUGGAGUGCCCGUACCACACGGCGUCGCUGCGGCCGGCCUCCACGGGCGUGUUCAACUGGACGGCCACGUACCGUCGCGACUCCGACAUCGUCACGCCCUACGAGCGCUGGGUCUACCACGACCCGCGCAUCACCGAGAACCAGAUGGAGAGGAACUAUGCCGCUAAUAAGACUAAAAAGGUUGCUUGGUUCGUGUCGAACUGCCACGCGCGCAACCGGCGGCUGCAGUACGCGCGGCAGCUGGCCAAGCACAUCGCCGUGGACAUCUACGGCGCGUGCGGCUCGCACCACUGCCCGCGCGCCGACCCCUACUGCCUCGAGAUGCUGGACCGAGACUACAAGUUCUACCUCGCCUUCGAGAACUCCAACUGCCGCGAUUACAUCACUGAAAAGUUCUUUGUCAAUGGAUUGCAGCACGACGUGUUGCCGAUUGUGAUGGGCGCCCGACCGGCGGAGUACGCGGCAGCAGCGCCGCACAACUCGUACGUGCACGUCGAAGAGUUCGCGUCGCCGCAGGAACUCGCUGCCUAUCUCGACAGACUCGACAAAGAUGAUGCCCUCUACAACUCCUACUUCAAGUGGAAGGGCACGGGCGAGUUCAUCAACACGUUCUUCUUCUGCCGCGUGUGCGCCAUGCUGCACGCGAGCGAGCGGCGGCAGCGCGCGGCGCAGCGCGGCGACGUGCAGGCGUGGUGGCGCGACGGCGCCUGCACGCGCGGCGAGUGGCGCGCCGCCGCCGCCGCCGCCGCCCUGGCUGAGUACUCCGACACCCAGGACAAGGGCUAGGCCGCCACCCCACCCGGGUUUAGGGCGACUACGUUUCAAGAGGCGUGCGAUUGUUUCGAUGGACCAGUGGCCGUUAAACAUCAGGUCGUCUGAGAAGACGCUCCGAUGUCUUUACUCGAGCGCUUUAUCUACAUUUGUACGAAGAGAGAGUUCCGGCGGUAUUUCGGAAUGUCACAUACUGUUCUGUGAUAUGGCAGAUUUCCGCGCUCCUAGCUCUCUUUGUACGCGCAUUGAAAAGUCGCUCGUAUGAAUUCAAGGGUAACGCGCAUGUUAGGUUUUGAUCGAUUCAAACGUCUAUCCGCAGGCCUCGCUUUGUGCAAUGUAUUUGGUUAUAGUUUUUCACCAGAUUCGUCAAUUUAGUUUUGAUGGUAUUAAUGUUUCUAGGGCGCGGAUGCAGGCAUCGAGUUAAAGUAUGCAUCGCUUACUAAUAUCAUAAAGACAUAUUUGUGCUCACACGUCCAUUACUAGUAAUAGUUAUGCUAAGUUAUAUAUGUAUGACCUCACUGUUACUCAUAAAUAAGUAUGUAGACCAUAUGUAGGUGGACACGCAAAUGUCAUAAUUGGUCACGCAGCAAAUUGGCGCCCACUGUGUGGCCAAAGUCAUUUUUUUCUGACGACACAGACAAUAAAUCAAGAAAAUAUUAACAGUGAAAAUAAACAUGUUAAUCUCACUUUACAAUAUAUCCAACGAUAGCCUGUCCAAUAUAACACAAAACUAAAUUACCGCAAUAAGUACAGUACAAUAUUGCACAAAUUACCAUUAAAUUGCUUGUUUAUUGUUUAUUUUUACCUAAAUAUUUUUAUUAUACUGUUGUUAUAUUUUUGUAUUAUAAGUAUACCUACCAUAAUCUAUGGUGAAGCUACUAAGAUAGCACAAAGUACCUAAGUACCUAAUAGAAAAUUACAACAGCACAAUAUAAUAUGCACUCUAAGCAACAUAAAUUGAGCCGCAAUUAAUUUCACUUCUUUAACCCUUUAUAAGGCAGAGACGAUUUGGAAACCACUUAGUUAAUAAACAUUUACGGAGAAGAACAUCCUCUUUUUUAUUUAACUAUAAUGGUAUUAUA